Raphanus sativus (radish) is the source of this 864-nucleotide messenger RNA. RefSeq names its product early nodulin-like protein 11. Bases 168 to 740 code for a protein of 190 amino acids. Gene Ontology annotation, cellular component: plasma membrane. The transcript is spliced from 2 exons. Gene Ontology annotation, molecular function: electron transfer activity. Lineage: Eukaryota; Viridiplantae; Streptophyta; Magnoliopsida; Brassicales; Brassicaceae. The record is from RefSeq and is a predicted model, not a curated record.
AGAUAUUAUGUAGAAGAAGAAAUAAAGACGGAACGCUACAAUUACUUUGCUAACUGGAAGAUUUCAUUCAAGACCAAAUUAGACACCGAAUCUUGUCCGAGACCAUCUAUCUCUUUAUAAAAAAGAAACCCAUCGAGCACCAGACAUAACAAUUAACAGGGAAGAAAAUGGCGUCUUCGAUUCCCAUUUUGCCCUUAGCAUUUCUCUUAUUUGCAACAUUCUACCACCUUGGUGAGGCCAGCAAAUUCAUUGUGGGAGGAUCAUCUCCCGGAUGGAGGGUUCCAGAUCAAACCAACAACAAUCUCAAACAUUGGGCUGAGUCCCGUAGAUUCCGAGUCGGAGACAUUCUCGUGUUUCAGUACGAUAACAAGACCGAUUCGGUGUUAGAAGUGACGAAAGAAAACUACGAUAAAUGCAUCAUAGAAAAGCCAAUGAAUGAAUACAGAGCGGAACCCACCAUGGUGACACUUAAUGUCUCAGGUCCACACUACUUCAUCAGUGGAGCUCCCGGUAAUUGCCUUAAAGAUGAGAAGCUGAUCGUUGCGGUUCAGUCAACUGCACACCCUCCCGUCCCCGUGCCCGAGCAUAAGCCAGUACCCGGCGCUGCUCCACCAACUCCUUCAAAAUCACCUAGUUCCUGGACAGCUCCCGCACCAGCUCCGAGUACUGCCGUUGGGUUGGUUGCAGGAAGUGGCAUCUUCUGGGCCAUUGUUGCUAUCAUUGGGCUCGCUUGGGCUUAACGAUCUCUUUAAAAAUGGUUAUUCUUGAAGUUGAAACUAUUGUUAUGCAACCAAAUCUAUGUUUUAGAGAAUAAUGUCUGAGUUUAUGUCAUCUUUGACAUCUUCUAAUAUUUAUUUUGCAAUA